AUGUCUUCUAACAUAAUCCUCAUUACUGGUGGAAACACUGGGUUGGGGCUGGAAAUUGCCCGCGCUCUGUGUCAGUCAUCUAAGUCCUACAAAAUACUUCUUGCUGGCCGAUCUCUAGAAAAGGCAACAGCUGCGACUGAGAAGUUGGCAUCUAAGCAGCUCAACGGCUCUACCACGGUGGAGCCCAUUCAGCUUGAUGUUGAAGAUGACGAGUCAAUCAAUUCUGCCUUUAAAUUCGUGGAGGAGCAGUUUGGGCGAUUGGAUGUUCUUGUGAAUAACGCAGGUGCAAAUUUUGAUCGUGAGCUGUAUUUGGGAAAGGUUAGCCUACGGGAAGCAUGGAACAAAUCAUGGGCAGUCAAUACGGUCGGGUCGCACGUCGUAUCUUCCGUCUUUACCCCAUUGCUUCUGAAGUCGGCUGAUCCGAGGCUCAUCUUCAUUGCAAGCGGUACUGCAACCCUGCACGGACAGACGAAGGAAGAGCGGAGCGCCAAGACUGGAAUGAACAUGAUGAUGCGCGAAUGGGCACGGGUACUGAAGGAGGACAAGGUGAAAGUGUGCGCAGUAAGCCCAGGUCUGCUGGCUACUGGACUCGGCGGCGAUCAAGAAUUACUGAGGCAGAUGGGAGCCAUAGAUCCACAGAUUGGAGCAGAGCUCGUCACAUCAGUUAUUGAAGGUGAAAGAGAUACGGAUAUGGGUUUAGUUAUCAACAUGGCAGGUGUCCAGCCAUGGUAA
Trichoderma breve is the source of this 732-nucleotide messenger RNA. RefSeq names its product short chain dehydrogenase domain-containing protein. The coding region runs from base 1 to 732 and encodes 243 amino acids. NCBI's taxonomy places the organism in Eukaryota, Fungi, Ascomycota, Sordariomycetes, Hypocreales, Hypocreaceae. The record is from RefSeq and is a predicted model, not a curated record. The transcript has 3 exons.